Mobula hypostoma (lesser devil ray) is the source of this 1569-nucleotide messenger RNA. RefSeq names its product sodium-dependent organic anion transporter-like. Gene Ontology annotation, biological process: bile acid and bile salt transport. The transcript has 6 exons. Gene Ontology annotation, cellular component: membrane. Bases 171 to 1151 code for a protein of 326 amino acids. The record is from RefSeq and is a predicted model, not a curated record. Lineage: Eukaryota; Metazoa; Chordata; Chondrichthyes; Myliobatiformes; Myliobatidae. Gene Ontology annotation, molecular function: bile acid:sodium symporter activity.
AAUCUACAUAGGUUCUAGUUUUCAAUAGGCUAAAAAUUGCACAAUAUCAUAUUCUCCAAUACCAGUCAGUAUUCCAUGUUUACGUAGUUCUUCCCCUGGAGUAUAAAUAAGUGCACUGGAGUACAAGUUUAAAACCUGCUGCACACAGCUGGCACAGCGAGAAAGUAAAAAUGGGAAAUUCAACAAUCCUUUCAAAAUGUGACAAGACAAGUGAUGAUAAUAAUAUGGUAAUGAAAAUUGCCGGUUCAAUGCUUUAUAUUACACUGAUUUUGGUCAUGAUUUCCAUGGGCUGCGCCGUUGAUUUGAAGAAAUUGUGGGCUCUUGUUAAGAGACCAUGGGGUCUUGCCGUUGGUGUUGCUUGCCAGUUUGGAUUUAUGCCACUCAUUGCAUUUACUCUUGCAACUUCUUUUAAGUUGAAAUCUCCUCAGGCAUUUGCUGUUCUUUUUAUGGGCUGUUGUCCUGGAGGGAUUAUUUCCAACAUAAUGAGCUACUGGGCAGAUGGAGACAUGGAUCUCAGUAUAUCCAUGACGGUCUUCUCUACAAUCCUGGCUACUGGCUUCAUGCCUCUGAAUGUUUUUAUCUACUCACCCGCCUUUAAACAAGCCAAUGUUUCUUCUGCCAAUAUUUCUUCUGCCAACAAUUGUUCUAGCAACAUCAAUUUUCAAGAACUUUACAAGAAUAUAGGUUUUACAUUGACUACUUUGAUCCUCCCAAUAGUAUUUGGAAUUUUCAUUGCAUGGAAGUGGCCAAAGCAAUCAAGAAUUCUUCUAAAGUGUGGGGCCGUUGCUGGAGCAGUCAUAUUUUUUAUCAUAGCAGUGACAACCACACUGCUCUACAAAGGAGCAUGGAAAGCUGACUUGCUAUUACUCAUCAUAGGAGCCAUCAACCCUAUGAUUAGCUACACUGCAGGUUUUUUUGUCGCUCUAAUCUUACGGCAAUCAUCGAAGAGGUGUCGAACAAUAGGUUUUGAAACAGGGGCACAAAAUGGACAACUUUGUGUAGCAAUCCUAUCUGUAUCCUUCAGUACAGAAGAUCUCAAGUUAAUGCUUGCAUACCCUGCCAUUUAUAUUUUGUUUCAAGUAGUUAAUGGAUUUAUAUUAGUCUCUGCCUAUCAACUAUACAAAAGAUUCAGAACUUCACCUGAAGUAUAAGUGGAUUCAUCUUGUAAUGGCCAGAGGAAAUUCAGUGGCCAAAGAAUGAAGAGCAAGGCACCAGCAGACAAGAACCCUGAUGAAAUUAAUCAACUUACGAAGCAGUAUUAAAUAUAUCAGAAGCUUCAGAAGGAUUCCUAGAAAAGGAUUAGAUUUUCUUUUUCUAAUUCUUGAUAUUCCUUCAUUGCCUAGUAAUUUCUUACAUACUCCGUAUUUCCUUUUAAUGGAUUCUUUUGAUUUUUACAUUAAAUUGCAAUACCAAUAUAUUUCUGUGUUUAAACUUAUUAUUAGUGAGAAGUUAAAAUGGCACUUCAACUUAAGGAUAUUGGCACAAGAGUAGGUAUUUAUUUAAUAAAAUUUAAUGAAAAAAAGGAUUUAUAAUGAGCAGAUUAAAUGAUUGUUCCCAGAGUAAUUUUGA